This is a messenger RNA of Panonychus citri (citrus red mite), 1557 nucleotides long. RefSeq lists its product as uncharacterized. NCBI's taxonomy places the organism in Eukaryota, Metazoa, Arthropoda, Arachnida, Trombidiformes, Tetranychidae. The transcript has a single exon. The record is from RefSeq and is a predicted model, not a curated record. The coding region runs from base 490 to 1557 and encodes 355 amino acids.
AAGAGAAAAUGAUUCUCAACAAAGAGCCGCCAUUGUGGAUUUUGAUGGUACACUGGAAAAAGAGAAGAUUAUUUGUAGUUUGGAAGAAGAUCUUUGUAGAAUUUGAUAUUCCUUCCAUGUCGAUACGAAAAAAAAAAUCGAGAGAGCUUGCUAAGAAUUAAAUUAAAAGAUUUUAAUUAAAGGAAAAGUUGAUUAGAGAAAAAAAAUAUUUUCUUUUAAGAGAAAAACCAAAUAACCGCGUUGACUUUGUUUUCUUUUUUGUUCUAUUCUAAGGUCGAUAGAUGUCGACACUUAUUCUCAGGCGAAAAUAAGAUUGAUAUUGAUUAAAAUAAGUUCUCUAAUUAAUCUAAUAAUUAAGUAAUUGUAAAUUCUAAUAAAGUAUAAAUUCUGAUAAAUUGUGACUCCCUACCUUCUGGGGCACACGUUAAUAUAUAACUUGUUUCAGUAUCUCCUCUUUGAGUGUCUAAUUUACCUCUGAAGAAAAUCAACAUGUGCAACGGCCACGUGGCUCCAGGUGAUAGUGUCUCCAACUCUUCUGCGAAAGAAGAUUUAAAGUCUCAAAUCACUGAACUUUUCAAUGAAAUAAUCACCAACACCCUUCAAGCUGCCAAACAAAGAUCGCAAGGCAAAUGGACGAAAAGCCUCAACAACAUCCUGAGUGCAGUCGACAAAUCCUUUGGUAAUCAACAUCUGAACCAAACUGACAGUUCAUUUGACUAUAACAAGAUCAUGGAGAAAAUGGAAUCGAUCGAGAAGAAAAUUGAUUCUUCAUCAAGUAAAACAUAUGCUGAUGUUUUAAAGAAGAAACCGAUAUUUACCACCGUAAUCAUCAAGCCGAAAAAACCUGAUACAAAUGUUGAGGAAGCUCAUCGAAAGAUUGUCAGAGCCACCAAAGAUGAUUCGAGUAUGCAUGUCAUCAACACAUCGUCCAACUCAAGAAGCAUUAGGAUAACAUCUGAUGAUAAGAACAUGGUGUCCAAAAUACGGGAAAAAGUCAAAGAUAUUGGAUUGGAGGAGGAAGUAGACGUUGGAUCGCUUAAGAAGCUCGACCCUCAGAUAUCGUUUAUAAUUGAUGAAGAUCAACUGGAGUCAGUUGAUAAGUUCAAGGCCAGAAACGAUAUCCCAGAGGAAAUGGAAGUCACCAUAGUAAACACUGUCCCCUUUCGAAGUAGAAAGAAUCAAAGUAAACUCAGAAUCGUAAUUCGAAUGGCGAGAGAAGCACGUCAGAAAAUCGAAAAUAGAGACUUUGUCUUCAUGGGUUCACAGAGUGCACCGUAUAAAAAUGACUUCUACAUCAGAUCGUGCUCAAACUGCAACAGAUUCGGUCAUUCUACCAAAUUCUGCAACAAUCAACCUCAGUGCUACAAGUGUCCUGAAAACGACAAUGUACACUCAUCCAAACAAUGCGAAAAAGAAAAUCAAAUGAGCGGAUGCUCAUUCUGUAAAAAUAACAACAUAAGUGACAAUCAACAUGCACCUAGAAGUCCACAAUGCGUCUCAUUCAACAACUCCAUCAACCUCAUCAAAUCGAUAACCGACUGGGACUAUGAAGAUUAA